AAAUGUAAAUUGUCCAUCACUAUCGAUUGGAAUCAUGUGGCUUUGCACAGCGCCGUGGAGGGUUAUGUCAACUUUGAAGUCGGAUAGAUUGUCUUAUUUCGUUAUUUCCUAUUUGCUGGCCAUCCUAACGAAAAGUACCCGGGAGUGGCAUGACCUGGACAACACCGAGUAUGACUGCUGGCCUUUGGAAAACCCACAUGAGUACAACAUGAUAGACUGCCAGGGUUUGGAGAUGGCUUGGGUACAGAGACCUUCGGAGAGGGUUCUGAGUGGUGAAGAAUUCAAUGUGACCUACGCAGUGACAGUGAACAAUCAUUUUUACCACUGGGCGGUGGAGAGCGGUAUUCUCUCACAUGGUGAUGCUAAAGAAGCAAAAGCAUUCUGUGAAGAGAAAGAGUGUCCCUUGAACUGGAAGGAUGCCAAUGAAGACAACUGCUGUGUUCAUCAUGCCAACAUACAUUCCUGCCCUUUGGCAUUCAUGGUGAAAGAGGGGAUUUGUGGUCCUUGGAUCCCAGAUGAUGGUCAGAUAGUAACUCACACUGUGUCAAAAGCAGGAAAAAUGAGUCAAAUGAAUUGGACUGCCAAGGUGGUCCUUGUCCAUCUUGGUGUAACCUCCCUGAUAGCUCACAUAAAGGUAGGACGAAUGCAAGCUGCAUUGGAGGCAAAAACCUUGGUGCUACCUGCAAAAGUCUGUGGAGAUGACAAUUGCGAUGAAGAUGAAACAUGCUCCACGUGUCCAGCAGACUGUGGUGAUUGUACUGCGACCAUCAAAAUUGCCAUAAGUUUCCCCAUCUCGCUGGUCUGCACUGGUUUGAUCCUCACCAUCGCGUGGUUCCAGUACCAAAAGCAAAAGAUGUUGUGGGAUGAAAGCUGGAUAAUCGACUUCAAUCAAAUUAAGCAAGACCAUACCAUGCUGGGCAGUGCCAUCAGCAUCCCCAAUGGAGCAGUGAUUCCAAUGCCAGCUGCAUCACUACCAUCAGCUCUUGUACAGGAGCUCUCAAUGCAUCAAGGAAGCAAUCCUUUCCUUGUUUGCACAUUGGCUCCAAGUGAUGGUCGAACAGUUGCCAUCAAGAAGAUAAAGAAGAGAACUUUCACCCUUUCAAAAUCCAUUCGCAAAGAGGUGAAGCAUAUCCGGGAACUUGAUCACCCAAACCUCUGCAAGUUUAUCGGUGGCUGCAUUGAACUUCCAAACGUGGCAAUAAUAACAGAAUACUGCCCAAAAGGCAGCUUGAACGACGUGUUGCUCAAUGAAGACAUCCCAUUAAACUGGGGCUUCAGAUUCUCUUUUGCGACUGACAUCGCCAGAGGGAUGGCCUACCUUCACCAACGUAGGAUUUACCACGGCAGGCUAAAGUCCACCAAUGCAGUGAUUGACGAUCGGUGGGUUUGCAAACUUGCAGAUUUCUGCUUGCCAAUUUACAGGAAAGAGGAUUUUGCUGAUCCCCCUAGUACCUACCGACAGAGGUUGAUUCAAGUAUACUUACCUCCUGAGGCCCAAAUGGCAUCAAACUUUGAACCCACCCCUGCUGCAGAUGUAUACAGCUAUGCCAUCAUUCUAUUGCAAAUUGCGACCAGAAGUGACCCUGUGCCGGUAACAGAAUCUCUCAUGAGCUGUGGGUGGUGCAGUGCCCCACCUUUACCAGAAUUAAUAAGUGAAAAAUCAGAAAAUGCUUGUCCUUGUCCCUCCGAAUAUGUCAUGCUGAUUAGGAAAUGCCGAGCACAGAAUCCAACUUACCGCCCCUCGUUUGAACAAGUCAAGAAGUACCUGCACAAGAUCAAUCCCAAUAAAGUCAGCCCUGUGGACAUGAUGAUGACUCUGAUGGAGAAGUACAGCAAACACCUGGAAAUAUUAGUGGCCGAGAGGACACAGGACUUGGUCCAUGAGAAACAGAAAACCGACCGCUUGCUUUACAGUAUGUUGCCAAAGCAGGUAGCUGAUGAUCUAAGGCAAGGAUCAUGCUCAAGCCAGAACUAUGCCAGUGCCACAAUAUUCUUCAGUGAUAUAGAAGGCUUCACACAGCUGUCAAGCAUGAGUACGCCAUAUCAAGUUGUAGAAUUGUUAAACAAAUUAUACACAACCUUUGAUGAAAUCAUAGACAAUUAUGAUGUCUACAAAGUAGAAACUAUAGGAGAUGCAUAUAUGGUGGUUUCAGGAGUGCAGGAAAAUGGCAUUGCCCACGCAAGUCAGAUCGCAAGUAUGGCCCUGGUGGUAGCUGUGUGUAACACUUUCAAAAUUCCACACAAACCACAGACUAAACUCAAGAUUCGGGCCGGAAUCCAUUCAGGACCUGUGGUUGCUGGUGUGGUUGGGACAAAGAUGCCUCGUUAUUGCCUGUUUGGCGACACGGUAAACACUGCUUCAAGGAUGGAAUCAACAAGUGAAGCACUGAAGAUACAGUGCAGUUCCAGCACAUAUAGUCUACUAGAGCAGUUUGGAGGAUACAUCUUAAUAUGUCGUGGCACAUUUCAAAUAAAGGGGAAGGGCAACAUGGUGACCUACUGGCUUGAAGGGAAGCAAAGUUCAUCGUCGAACACAUCAGCAAGUACACCAACGAAGACACCACUGAACAAAGUACAACCAGAAAACAUCACUGCCAUCCCAGAGUCAGAGAAAGAGAUGUACAGUGCCAUUCCUGGGUUAUUGGACACUGAUCUUCAAUCCACCUCCUGGUAGCCCACAUCCAGUGAGUUUGAGACCACCAAGUAGAUGUCAUUUAAUGUUUUCAGCAAUUCAAACCCUCCAUAGACUCUUCUUGAGGGGCAGUCCUCACGGGUUCAAAUCUCACACCCACACCUCUGGGCCAUGAGCAAUUACUAACUAGUUAAUGAAAGAACAAUACAAUGGAAGACACUUGUAAUAUUAGGGACUACAUUACAAAACAAAGAUUUGUAUUUUUAUUGUUGUUUUUGUGGCUUCAGAUCAUCCAAAGUGCUUUACAGAUAAUGAAGUACUUUUACAGUAUGUUUAUUGUUGUACUGUAGGAAAUAUGACAAUCAAUUUGUGAACAGCAAGCUCCCAAUCACAGCAGUAUGCUAUUACCAGAUAAUCACUUUUAGUGGUGUUGAGUGGGGGAUAAAUAUUAGCCAAGGUACCAGGGAAAGAACCACUCUGCUCUUCUUUGGGAUCACUUAGGAGAGCAGAUUGGGUCACCAUGUUACACUUCUGCUUUGGCUGAGAUGUUUAACAUCUCACCCAAAAGAUGAUCCCUCUGACAGUGUGGCACUCCCUCAGUACUGCAUCUGAUUUUUGUCCUCCGGUCUCUGGAAUGGGAUGUGAACUCCACAACCCUCUGACAAAGCAAAAGCUCAGCUCAUAACUCUCCCAUGCAACUGCUUUGGUGAGGUACAUUUCCCGAUAUCACAAUCCCAAUGGAAGGC
Molecule: messenger RNA, 3378 nt
Organism: Pristis pectinata (smalltooth sawfish)
Lineage: Eukaryota; Metazoa; Chordata; Chondrichthyes; Rhinopristiformes; Pristidae
Product: atrial natriuretic peptide receptor 1-like
Biological process (GO): protein phosphorylation; intracellular signal transduction; cGMP biosynthetic process
Molecular function (GO): ATP binding; protein kinase activity; guanylate cyclase activity
Source: RefSeq, a predicted model, not a curated record